AAUCUCCAACUUGGACAUCUCUUUUCUUCCCCACAACUCACACAACUUGUACACUACUCUUCGUGCUCGCAUCCUCUCAUCUUCAUCAUGUCUACGACUACCACGCCCAACGACUCGCCUUUACAGACCCCCAUUCAGCCCUUGCAUAACCCUAAGCAGGCCGCCCAUGUCGUUGUGCCACAAGCCCCGCUUGGCAAUGCCACUAAUGGGCCUCUUAAUCAAGCACCGGGAAUGGGGAUGAAAGCGCUAUUGGCGAAGAAGAUUGCAAAGAGCCAUAACCCUGCAUACGUCUCACCGACCGAUAACAUGAUGACUCCCUGCACACAGAAGAUUGGUGCUGCAAAGAAGAAGCACUUCACAAAGGGCGCGAAACCUAUGCCAUCGCUCUUUGCGCAGAAAGAGGUUUCAUCUGGGACAUCGUCUGGUUCGGAGGAAGAGUCACACCAAGACGAAAAGACGCGUGAUGACGAGAAUCCAUUCUAGAUGCUUUCUCCUUGAACGCCUCCGCCUAUCUUUAUUCGUCAUUCCAUUUACGAUCCGUCAUGUCGUCUCCGCAUCGUUCGUUCUCGCCUUGUUUUGUUUAGCAUGUUCCGGUUCGACACUAUUAUGUCCGUUGUAUCAUCACCUUAUAUGACCAGGGCUCCAAGCCCAAUUUGCCCUUAAAUUGAUACUCACAGGUCUUGGCUUGCGAUG
Somion occarium is the source of this 693-nucleotide messenger RNA. The record is from the annotation of a GenBank genome assembly. Lineage: Eukaryota; Fungi; Basidiomycota; Agaricomycetes; Polyporales; Cerrenaceae.